Mucor mucedo is the source of this 1557-nucleotide messenger RNA. RefSeq lists its product as uncharacterized. The transcript has 6 exons. The record is from RefSeq and is a predicted model, not a curated record. Bases 8 to 1426 code for a protein of 472 amino acids. NCBI's taxonomy places the organism in Eukaryota, Fungi, Mucoromycota, Mucoromycetes, Mucorales, Mucoraceae.
AAACAAAAUGCUUUAUUUAAUUCAUACAGUUGGACGACUUCCAAUUCCAAAGAAAUUUACUUUUAUAAAGUCAAUAAUUCGCCAUUCAAGCUCUAGUAGAGGCGGACCUUCGCGUGAUAAACUUAAAGCAAUCCCUUUUGCACAACACGUCAAGGCUGCUGAAAAGACUUUUGAAGACUAUCAUGGUAGUGGUUUUUUUUCCGCACGACUAUCUAAAAUGGCCCCGCCAGAGCAAACGUUCCUCCCUUUCUGGGUUGUAUCAGCCACAGUUCAUUCCACCAUUGAACAAGCACAAGUGGGAAGACGAGUGAUGAGAUCGGUAUAUAACCCCGCCACCAAGCAAACAGAAUCACGAUGGGAAACGGAGUGGGCUUGGGUACCUGAGAAACAUAGUUUUACAAGAGAGUAUAUUCCUUUGGCCCACCCCGGCUUACAAAUUUACGGCUCACAUAGGUAUAGACGCGGUCUCGUAAGUAAAAUAGCUACGGGUCCAGCGCUUGAAAAUGCCAUACCAUUUUCUCCUUCCUUAUUAGAUACGCCCUCCAACGACGAUCCACCACGUAAAGUAGAUCCUUUCAUGAUUUAUCCCACAACAGCUUUAAGAUUUGCAAAAUCUUAUAUCAAAGACUCAGAGGAGAAAUUAGCAGACGAUUUUUUAAGAAAGGCAUAUGGGAUGGAUGAGACAAGAUUGUUAAAAAUAAACAUUCAAUUGGAGAAUGUCCGUGUAUCACCUGUGUAUUACCCAGCAUAUAUCUUUUCGGUAAAUUAUCUGGGUAGAAGGUUGAGAACGUUUGUCAAUGGCCACGAUUUGACGAUAGGCGGAACCAAAGUUUAUAAUUGGGAGAGAGUGGCUGCUGUCUCUGCUUUGGGUAUGGCCGCAACCAUGCUGAUGACGGGUGGAAUUGGAUGGGGUGGUGCUAGUGGUUCAUUCUGGUUGGGAGUAGUUUUACCUACAGUUGCAACAUCCAUGUUUACAAUGUAUUAUCCAUUGUUGUCCUUGUAUAUUCGUGAUUUAAUUAGAAACCAUGAAAUUAAAGCUAUGGAACAGGAUCCAGAGGCAUGGGAUGGUGAUUGGGUCAAAGGUUAUGCAGCAUUCGAAGAUCAAGAGAGACGACGUACAUGGCGUGAAGAGUACCAAAGUAAGUCAUCUUGGUACAACAAGUCUUCUAAUGAAGGGUAUAAUGCGGCGAGUGGAGGUAAUGAUCCUAAAGGAUAUUAUAAGGCGCUGGGUUUAUCGCCUUCUGCAAGCCAGUCCGACAUCCAAAGUGCAUUUAGAGGUCUUGCCAUGAAGCAUCAUCCUGAUAGAUUUUCCGAGCCUGAACAAAAACAGGCAGCUAAGGCAAAAUUCCAAUCGAUAUCAUCCGCCUAUAGUGUACUUCGUGAUGCAAAAAAGCGAAAGGUUUAUGAUCAAACAGGACGCGAUUAGAGUUGUAAUUGUGUGUAACAUAUUUAAGCGGACAACCACACAGACUUUGGGUUUCUAUCGUUUUAAAACCCCGGGGUUGCACAUAAAGACACAAUAAAACAGAUGGUUGCCAUUUUCUUUUCCUAUUUCUU